GUCAUUAUAAUGCGACGAACUUAGGAGGGGCAGAUGUAAACGUGCAUGCUGAUGAGUCCAAUUAUAACUACAGACUGUUUGAUUCGCGAUCACGACGAUUAAAAACUCUUUUUUUAUCUGUUUACUUCCAUACACUAUCAAAAUAGUGUAUGUUUUUGGAGCAGCUGGUCACAGUAAAGAGCGACGCAUAAGCCAGCACAUUUGAAGAUGUCUGUAACGGAGAUGUUUAGCUACAUCCAAGGAUUUUUGAGUGCCGAUCAAGAUAUUCGAGAGGACAUAAGGAAGGUUGUCCAAGUUCUGGAGCAGACAGCGAGAGAGAUCCUCACUGUUCUUCAAAGUGUCCAUCAACCAAGCGGUUUCAAAGACAUUCCCAGCAAGUGUUUGAAGGCUAGAGAGCUGUUCUGCACUGUAAGAAACCACACUGGAGAGCUGAAAACUAAGUUCCCUGUGGAACAGUACUAUAGGUAUCAUGAACACUGGAGAUUUGUUCUUCAACGUCUUGCCUUCCUUGCUGCUUUUGUGGUAUACCUGGAAAGCGAAUCUUUGGUUACACGUGAGGAAGUGGCAAGAAUACUUGCAAUUGAAGUCGACAGAGAAAAAGGGUUUCAUUUGGAUGUGGAAGACUAUCUUGCAGGAGUUCUUAUUUUGGCCAGUGAGCUGUCGAGGCUGGCAGUGAACAGCGUGACCGCAGGUGACUAUGGACGUCCGCUUAGGAUCUCAAACUUUAUCAAUGAACUUGAUUCUGGAUUUCGGUUGCUUAACUUAAAAAACGACCCUCUUCGCAAGCGCUAUGAUGGCCUCAAGUAUGAUGUGAAGAAGAUCGAGGAGGUGGUGUACGAUCUCUCCAUCCGAGGCCUUGCCAAGGAGCAGGAGGCCGGAGGAGAUAAGUAGAGGAGGUGUGGGAAUGCAAGAGGCUGCGGGGCACUACGCUGGCAGGGAUUCUCCACGACUGGAAGAGUGGUUAAACCUGUCUGCGAGCAGGUGAUCGGAGGAAGAGGGGAGGGAAUGGAGGUCUUGAA
This is a messenger RNA of Carassius carassius (crucian carp), 1019 nucleotides long. It is a transcript of the gene tsn, whose product is annotated as translin. The coding region runs from base 208 to 891 and encodes 227 amino acids. The transcript has 6 exons. Gene Ontology annotation, cellular component: cytoplasm; nucleus. Gene Ontology annotation, molecular function: RNA binding; single-stranded DNA binding; sequence-specific DNA binding. Gene Ontology annotation, biological process: RNA metabolic process. NCBI's taxonomy places the organism in Eukaryota, Metazoa, Chordata, Actinopteri, Cypriniformes, Cyprinidae. The record is from RefSeq and is a predicted model, not a curated record.